CUUCCUGACCUAGUAGCACACGCUGCAAGCUGCAGAGGUUCUUGUUGCUAGUGUCUACUUGCCGUCCUUGCCGCCAGCCGUGUUGACCCAUCUUGCAUUGGAAGUCCGAACAGACUUCCAGUUUUGCUCUUAGCUCGUUUCCAGCCGCGUCCCAACGAUUUAAUCAGUACCAGUUUAAAAAACGGCUGUGUGCUAUUUCCUCGCACCUUUUGUCCACCUGAAUACAUUAUUGUUGCAUAGAGUUGACCUGCAAGUUAUCUAUUUAUGGGUUGCGUUUCGUCGCGAGAUGCUUCGCCUAAGCCGGCGGGUCUGGACAAGAGCAAACUGUCGCAGCAGAAAGAGACCACCAGCUCGGCGUCGGUCGCGCCACAGCAGCCUGCACCGUCCGCUCAACCACCCAAAGGCGAACCACCCAACGGAGGACCACCCAACGGCGGACCACCCAAAGUCGGGCCACCGUCAGGACCCGCGUCGGGCGAAAUAGGAGC
Molecule: messenger RNA, 488 nt
Organism: Closterium sp. NIES-67
Lineage: Eukaryota; Viridiplantae; Streptophyta; Zygnematophyceae; Desmidiales; Closteriaceae
Source: the annotation of a GenBank genome assembly